Molecule: messenger RNA, 1876 nt
Organism: Phymastichus coffea
Lineage: Eukaryota; Metazoa; Arthropoda; Insecta; Hymenoptera; Eulophidae
Gene: beg
Product: probable malonyl-CoA-acyl carrier protein transacylase, mitochondrial
Exons: 2
Coding region: 560-1774 (404 amino acids)
Molecular function (GO): transferase activity
Source: RefSeq, a predicted model, not a curated record
UAAGUUUUUACUUGGGUGGUCGUUAAUGCAUACCGAAAGGUACCCAUGCAGCUCCCGGACUGUUAUCGACGUUGUCUACUGAUCUUUCCAAUGUUAUAUUUAUCGCUAUAAUGAGAUAUAAUUGUAUGAUUAUAAUAAUAUUGUGGUUGGAUAGAAAAAUUGUGCGUGAUUUUUAUUAACGAUUCAACGCAUUAAUUUAUAUAAUAAUAGGAUUAAACGCUACACAGGUUUGAUUUCUAAUGAUCAGAGUGUUUAACUUUUGGGAUUUUUUACUAACGAAAACUAAAUAGCGCAGAGUUAUAAGUGAGUUUUACUUUCCUCGAUAAUCAUGCGCAGUCUUUCUAUAAUUUUUCCAGCUCGAUUUCCUAUUGAGUUGCUUGAACCUGUAACUAUUUUUCUUAUCAGUGUCGACAAAUAGUACACGACUACACGUGUUUGACAUCAUAUUUUCAAUUUCAAUGCAACAGACAAGUAACAUAAAGUAUGUGUAAAAAGUAAUUGCAUUAUUACGGGAAUUAAUUUUUGUAGUUUUAUAAAGUUACAUGUAUUUGCGUAAAAGAUGUUUCAACGCACUAAAAAUUUGAAAACAAUAUUUAACCUUUCAACAUUUCAAAAAUUACGUCUUGAAUCGAAAACCAGAAGAUUUUUUAGUGAAACAAAAGAUGACAAUCCAUCCAAAGAACCAGAAAAUGAUUUUGUUUCAAAACUUUUGAAAGAUUCUACUACGUAUUCUGAAUUGAACAAUACAGAAUGGGCAACAACUCCUUAUCCUCAAAGUGCUGGUGAAGUUGCAGAGGAUUUAAAAACUAAAAAACCUGUAAUAGAUCCUUCAGAAACAUCAGUAAUUUUAUUUCCUGGACAAGGCAUUAUCAAAGUAGGAGACGUCAAAGAAUAUUUGAAAUUUCCAAGAGUUAAAGAUUUAUUUGAUAUUGCAAAUGAUAUUCUUGGUUACGACCUUUUGAAAAUGUGCUUAAAAGGUCCACAAAGUGUAUUAGACAGGACUGAAUUUAAUCAACCAGCAACAGUAGUACGUUCAUUGGCAGCUCUUGAAAAAUUACAAGAAGAAAGACCUAGAGUGAUAGACUCUUGUGUAGCUGUAGCUGGUUAUAGUGUAGGUGAACUUACAGCAUUGAUAUUUUCUGGAGCUAUGCCUUAUGAAGAAGGGCUUCGAUUAGUUGCCGUUAGAGCUGCAGCAAUGCAAAGUGCUUCAGAAAUGUCGGCACAAGGAAUGGUGUCAUCUUAUUGUACACCUACAGCAAAGGCAUUUCAAAUAUGUGAAAAAGCUCAGAAAUGGGCUGUGGAUAUUGGAGCAUCUGAUCCAGUUUGCAAGAUUGCAAUCUAUUUGUAUACCCAAGGAAAAGUUUUUGGAGGAUCUGAUGAAGCUCUUCAGUACAUACAAAAAAAUAGCCAGAAUCUUGGUUUGAAAAAAGUGCAGAGACUACCAGUAUCUGGAGCAUUUCAUACAACUUUAAUGCAACCAGCUCUUAAAUCAUUUAUCAAAGCUUUACGUAAAACUCCAUUUGUUGAAACUAAUGUUCCUGUUUACUCCAAUUAUUCUACAAAUACAUAUACCAGAAGUAUGAAGGUUAAUCAUAAAUAUUUAAUUAAACAAAUUGUGUCUCCGGUAAAAUGGGAACAAAUAAUACAUAAAAUAUAUGAAAGACCACAAAAUAUACCAUUCCCAAGAACAUUUGAUAUGGGAUCAAAAGGGACAAUGAAAACGAUAUUGAAGAUGAUUAAUGCCAAAGCUGAAGAAAAAUGUUAUGUGUACUAAUUAUUAAUAUGAAAUAAUUUUGUAUAUAACAUAUAAAUCAAAUGUAACAAAAGAUAAUGUAAAAACUGUAGAUAUGUUGAACAAAAAAAUUAAAAAAUUAGA